Molecule: messenger RNA, 2535 nt
Organism: Drosophila rhopaloa
Lineage: Eukaryota; Metazoa; Arthropoda; Insecta; Diptera; Drosophilidae
Gene: net
Exons: 2
Coding region: 262-1353 (363 amino acids)
Molecular function (GO): protein dimerization activity; DNA-binding transcription factor activity
Source: RefSeq, a predicted model, not a curated record
UUCGUUGUGAACAGUCGUGCUACCGUCGGAAAAGUUUACAAGAAAUUGUGAAAAGAUUGUGCCGAAGCUCAUAUAUCUACGUUUUAAUCGUAUCUUCAACUAUAAGAAAGUGAAGAAUAUUGCAGUGAUAUAGUUUCCGAUGAUAUGAUAAAGUCUUUGCAAAUAAAUUAAUAAUACUACAAAGCUGUGUGUAAAAUCGAGUCCUAACAAUUUUGGAUUACGCGCUCCCUUCUAAGGUCUUGGAUUUUCGUUGUUGCGACUAUGGCCAACACCCACCCGGAAAAUCUUUUCAUGCACCUAAGCGCAUUGGAAUUAGCAGCAAUUAUAAUGAAAGAUUCACCCAAUUCCAACGACCGUGAUGCGGGUUUUUGUUCCGCCAGUUCGGAAAGCGAAGGCGGAGAAGAUCUAGCCCUCGAGCAUGCGCUCAGUGGUAAUCCCGACAUUGAAUCAAAAGGAACAGACGACUCGGCGGACUCUAAGCCCAUAGCACUUGUACGUAACAAGCGCAAGAGUACGGAACCCUCCAAAGUCGUGGGCUUGGCGACACCCACGACUAGUGCGUUGCAUGUUCCUUCGUCCAAUGCGAGUAUGAAUGCAACGGGUCCCUUAAAAAAACGUAUACGCUACACCUCUUCUGCCGAUUCAGGGGUUGUGUUGUCACCUCCAGUCAUAGACUCUCCACCACCCAACAGUUCUUCGACUUCAACGUCAAGGCUGGUGCAAGAAAAUAUGCCGAAUCCAGCUCACAUAUUUGUCCGGCAUCCAGGAGUCACUACUCUCCACAGACCGUUUGCCGCCCAUCCCGAACAGCUGGAACCACUCGAGUUGGUAACGAACAAGAAGCAAUGCGUCGACAAUGCGGCGCUGAAAACGGAUAAUUACUCUUCUUUGAAUGGAAAGCACCAGACUGCCAAAAAGUUGUUGCAGAAAAAGGCUUUGAAGGUACCAACUUCAUCUGCUUUUCUAGACGUCAGUCUUAGCGAUGAGGAUCUGAGCAGGGCGGUAUUGGCACCUGAAAUGUCUAUAUCGCGACCUCAACAACAACAGCGCAAUUACAAGAAUAUGACAAGGGAGCGCCGCAUCGAGGCAAACGCUCGUGAGCGGACCCGCGUGCACACCAUAUCCGCAGCCUACGAGACCCUCCGCCAAGCCGUUCCAGCUUACGCCAGCACACAAAAACUAUCCAAGCUCUCCGUGCUGCGAGUAGCCUGUUCCUAUAUACUGACGUUGAGCAGAAUGGCUGGCGAGGACUACAGCGCCGAUCAGUCGGAGCCGUCUAUUGCCGAGUGCUUGAAGGCCGUGACAUCUACAAUUCAAACGGAAGGAAAGGUAAAACGGAAGAAAGACGAGUGAUCUGUCCAGUUUAGUCGACAGAUACACUUUAAGACUUUUAACGCGACUGAUUACUGCUACUGUUAUAAAUCAUCAAAUCAAGUGUGCUAAGCCUAGGCUAAUCCUGCAUACAGCAUUCCUAUUCACACGCUAUGAGUCUUAAGAAUGGUUAAGGCCACAAGUGGCCAAAUAGCUUUAAAAGUUUUCAAGGCUUUGCUUAGUUAUAAUGUGCGAUACAUUCUUUUUGAGUAUGCGUUCAUAUAUAAAUAAAUUGAUAUUUUUAGAAUUAAGUACCAGCGAUGUGAUCCUAAUUUAAAAUCGCUUUGUGCUGAAACAUGUUAGGCAGUACAAAUAGUCAAAACCAACACAUUUAAAAGACAUGAAUAUACAUUAAAUGACAAUAAUGUUAGCUUUUUAUAUAUGUCUGAAAAUGUUUCAAAAAGAUUUUUAUUAUAAACAGGACUCCUAUUUUAAUACUAAAACAUUAAACAAUCAUAAAAUUAUAAGAGGAACUUUGCCAAAAUGGAUACAUUUUAAUAUGCCUUAGGAUUUGAUUAAAACAAAUAUAUAUUUUUACAUAUACCUCUUAAAUAAGAACCUUUUUACAAAACUAUACAAAGUUUUGCACAAGCAAUAAAGAAAAACUUGUUAUACUUUCUUACCCGUUUGCAUAUUUACGAGGGAAAUACUGUUAAUUUAGUUAUUUUUUAAAAUUCCCAUGAUGAGGAUGGAUUAGUUUGGUCUAUCCAAGAAACUGAAUUGAAAACCUGAAAACUUCGGUAUGUGUAUAUAGUACUUUUACUCAAUAACUGUAAUCUCAGUGUUUUAUAUAAAUACAUAUUUGUAAAUUAAGUUAGUACAAAAGAACACCUACUUUCAUUGGUUAAUUUUAUAGAUUUUAGUGAGCAAUUAAUGCAACAAAAAAAUGUUAUUUUUGAGGUUAUAAACUUUCUGUAUAAAUUACCCAUAACAAUUAAUUAUUUAAUCAAAGGCAUCAAUUCGCAUAUGUGAUGAACUUUGAUGCAGAUUCACAGAGCUUAAAACGCAUUUUCUAACAAAUUCCUUUUGGUAUGCCUUAAAUGCACCAGGGCAUAUAUUAUAAGCGGGUGAGAGUAGAUCCUUCAAAUUUGUGUACAAAUUUGGACCAUCUUAAUGUUGAUAUUCUUACGCAUAAGUGCCAUAAAAGCAGAAAAUAUACAAAUC